AUGAAUGCUGCUCACUUCGUUCUCGAAUCUUGGAUUUCUCAGAUCAACAUCCUCCGUUGCCGUGAGCCUGGCUCUUUCAUCCACGUCACUUAUCUUCUUGAUGAUGCCGAGGCCUUUAUGGAGCCCACAGAGACCAUCAUUGGAGAUGGUCGAUCCAUUAAAGCAUGGCCCGAGGCCUCGCACGAUGCAGCACGGAGGAUUCAUGCGAAGGUCAAGUCUCGGCAGGAGAGCAUUCUUCGUAUCAUAGACCAGUACUCCUACGACGCUGCAGAUAUGCUCAUCAAGAGCAUCGGUCCUCAACAUGAACACUACUGCGGCCAUCGCCCGGGCCAUGAGCCUGGAGAAAGAAACGAGGAUGGCGACGAGUUUGAGAUGGACUAUGAUGGUAGCACUCCCAAGAAGUGCAGUUUCGCCCAAGACUACAUGCUCAAGCACCUCAAACUGCUUGCCGGUGCUCACAUCUGGCCUCGGGGCGCGCGCGAGGGUACUGUCAACCAACUUUUGAAAGCAGUUGCCGACUUCGACAUCGACUAUGCAACUCGUCAUGAGGACGUGGGAUGGCGCACCUGCAAUUCGCUGGCAUGUGAAGAGUGGAAACUGAAAGAAUAUGGUCUCCAGAGCAAGGGGCGGACCAGGGCAUGUAGCAUUCCGAGUGCCUACAUCUAA
Fulvia fulva is the source of this 666-nucleotide messenger RNA. RefSeq lists its product as uncharacterized. The transcript is spliced from 2 exons. Bases 1 to 666 code for a protein of 221 amino acids. The record is from RefSeq and is a predicted model, not a curated record. NCBI's taxonomy places the organism in Eukaryota, Fungi, Ascomycota, Dothideomycetes, Mycosphaerellales, Mycosphaerellaceae.